AUGCUCACAGAUUCACAAUCUUUUUCUAUUUCUCGGAUUCUUGUUGAUGUAGCCAUGUCAACAGAGGACACCCUACCCACUGAAGUCUCUGGAGGCUCCUGCCUCAGUGAAGAAUGGAAGAACCUUGAUGGGAUACCUUGUAUUAUGGGUGGGAUGAGGGCACUUACUGCAUCACUUGGUGGGAUGCUCCAUGGGCGCACAAGUGCUGACUUCCCUUGGAAAACUCUCCCAAAGGAACUAGCUCGCCUCAGGUAUGUCCUUACCAAUUACCCUGACAAUACCUUGAUACCUGGCGAGCUGCGCCCUUCUCUCUCUUGCACCAAAGGCAUCUACGAUCUGAACCACCACCAUUGCGUCAAUCUCAUCAACCACCUCAAGGCAGGCACCCUCACCAUCUGA
Messenger RNA from Suillus subaureus, 399 nucleotides. RefSeq lists its product as uncharacterized. The transcript has 3 exons. NCBI's taxonomy places the organism in Eukaryota, Fungi, Basidiomycota, Agaricomycetes, Boletales, Suillaceae. The coding region runs from base 1 to 399 and encodes 132 amino acids. The record is from RefSeq and is a predicted model, not a curated record.